Molecule: messenger RNA, 2053 nt
Organism: Hippocampus comes (tiger tail seahorse)
Lineage: Eukaryota; Metazoa; Chordata; Actinopteri; Syngnathiformes; Syngnathidae
Product: mannan-binding lectin serine protease 2-like
Exons: 11
Coding region: 407-2053 (548 amino acids)
Biological process (GO): zymogen activation; complement activation
Cellular component (GO): extracellular region; blood microparticle
Molecular function (GO): serine-type endopeptidase activity
Source: RefSeq, a predicted model, not a curated record
AGCACUGUAAAUUGUCCCUAGGUGUGAGUGUGACCGUGGAUGGUUGUUCGUCUCUGUGUUGUUCGUCUCAGGGUCACAACUGGGCAUUUCACACGUUACCUAAAAUGAGCCUUUGAAAAUUAUUAUGAUUUUUUUUUUUAAUCACUCCCUUCGAGCGCAGCCUCAAAUGUUGCCAUGUUCUCCUUCCAAACAGCCUUCUUUCUCUUGUAUUUUUAGAAAUGUUGUCAAAUGUUUUCCUUUCAUUGUCAAAAUGAGACGGUCAUUUGGGGGCAUCGACUGCAUAACCGGGGGAAGUUACUGGCAAUCAUGUGGAGGUUUGCCAACCUUUGGCGGCAGACUUUGACACCAGCGCGUCACGUUGUGCUAUAAGUGCUGGCCGACGAGCUCGGACACAGCAGAUCUCAAAAUGGAGUGGGGCGCUUGUUUCAUGGGGUUUCUGUGUUUGGUGGCCGUUGAGCCCUUGCAACAGUUCGACAGCAAAACAAAUGGGUUCUGCGACAGGGACAUAUUUAACGACCGAGAGGGGUACCUGUCCAGCCCGGGAUACCCCCAGCACCCCCCAACCCACGCCGUGUCCUGCCGUUACAACAUCUCAGUGCAAUCCGGCUACUCCAUCUCUCUCAACUUCUCGGAUGAGUUCCACAUCGAGAGCGCGGUGCCGCAGCAUGACGCGAUCUGUCCUUAUCACUGGCUUCGGGUGACCAUCCCGGGCCGUGAGCCCAUGAAGCUGUGCGGCGACAGGAGCCCCGGGGUGAUUGACACCAACUCCAGCAGGGUCACCCUGGACUACCACAUGGACGGCAAAGGCCUGAGUCGAGGCUGGAGCCUGCACUUCAGCACGCGCAAAGUCCAAUGUCCGCAUCCAGGCAGGGUCGCUAACGGCAGAGGGCCCUCCGCGGUGGCAGAAUUCUUCUAUGGGGAUCGUAUUUUCGUGCGAUGUCACCACGGACACAAACUGAUGAUGGGUGGUCAACUGCUGGAGAGUUUCUCAACUACGUGCCAAGAGAACGGACAGUGGCGUGAUCGCCUGCCGGACUGCAAAAAAUUCCGCUGUGGGGAACCCCAAACAUUGCAAAAUGGAUGGAUGACGUACUUGUCUGGUGCUCCGAAUGAAUACCUGUCAGUGAUCCAGUAUGGCUGUGAUCCUGCGUACUCUCUCCAAGGUCACGACAACGUGACGUUCACUUGUGAAGCAGGCGGACAAUGGAUAUCCAACACGGCAAAUGUUCAAACCCCUUUCUGCACACCAGUCUGUGGGCAGCUGGAUACUCACGUUCCAAAUGAAGACAACGUGACUCUCAAAGGCGGCUUCCCGUGGCAAGCGUUCCUGGCAUUUGAAAGCUUAACAGCGAGUGCCACAGUCAUUGGCGACCGCUGGCUCUUGACUGCAGCGCACGUAGCCACUGAAUUUAGAGGAAAGCCAGAUGAGGUGCAGAUAGUAGUGGGAGUGCUCAACGUUCCCAGGCACAGCUUCAUGACUGCGUCCGCGGCUUCAGUUCACGUCCACCCUGAUUUCCGCUACAACCGUUACCACAACUUGAAUGUGGACAACGACAUCGCCUUGAUCAAACUGAGAGAACCGCUCACCUUCAAUGAAAUCGUCAGGCCUCUCUGCUUGCCGACCGUUGAAACCCUACACAACAAUGGCACAGUGGGAAAAGUUCUGAACCAAGGCUUAUUCGUGUAUCUAUCAAUGUCCGAUCCACAAGAUCAGUUGGACAUAAACUGGACCGUGCUUGACGACAACACGUGCCACAUGUUCCGCGACAAACUCAUCCUCAGGUUACACGGAGACGUGCCACCACUGCCAAACAGCAUGUUCUGUGCCCGACACCCUAAACUUUCGGAUCUCAUGUGCGACGGUGUCAGUGGCACGCCCUUCACCGUGAAGUACAAUAGCGCCAUUUCUCUUGCCCUCCUUAUUGACCAGGUGGAGAUAGUAGUGGGAGUGCUCGACUUUCCCAGGCACAGCCACAUGACUGCGUCCGCGGCUUCAGUUCACGUCCACCCUGAUUUCCGCUACAACCCCUACCACAACUUGAACGUGAGCUGA